GCAUUGAGCGCGCUACUGAUCAUAUGUUCCCUACAUCUGUACUGGAAGGCCGACGAGGAAUUGGCCGCAGCUCUUGAACCUUCAUCACUGAAAGAGCGACAAGCUAUUCUGUGGCAACAGCUUAGCUCCUUGCUGGAGGACCAUGCCCCGGAAUGCCUUUCUCCAGAGAGAGAUGACAGCUCGGGAGCAAUCCCGUUCAAUGCAGUGGAAGGUGUGUCUCGGCCAGACCUGAUUACCAAUUCCGACCGCAUCCAAGAACCGCUGCAGAGAGCGCAUGAUAGGUUCGUUGAAGCAAUAAGAACCUCAACUAUAGACAGGGCCUAUAGCCCCGGAACCAGCGGGAUCGUGUCGAGCGCCGGGAAAUCCUACCUUCCACUCUUCGUCACUUCAUUGCGCAUGCUUCGACGGACGGGCUCAACUCUACCCGUCGAGCUAUUCGUUAAAGACGAAUCGGAAUACGAGGCCAAGAUCUGUGAAGAAAUCCUUCCUCAAUAUAAUGCUAGAUGUGUGAUUCUUUCGGACAUCGAGGCCGGCCAAGGCUACUCCACGGAGGAGAUAGCCCAUUACCAAUUAAAGAUUUUCGCCGUGUUGUUUUCCUCGUUUGAGAAUGUCAUAUGGAUGGACUCCGAUGGCUUCCCACUCUAUGAGCCCGAAUUACUAUUGCAGAACGAACCGUUUGCAUCCACCGGUCUUGUUACGUGGCCGGACUUUUGGGCUUCGACGACUUCUCCUCUGUACUAUAAUGUAUCUCGACAGGCUGUUCCAUCGAUGACCGAGCGUGCUUCUUCAGAAACAGGGAUAUUUUUCAUCUCCAAGAAAACUCACUUCUUGACUUUGCUUCUGGCCGCGUACUACAACUACUACGGACCAUCCCACUAUUUCAUGCUACUUUCGCAAGGCGCCCCGGGAGAAGGGGACAAGGAAACCUUCAUCCAAGCUGCAGCUGCCAUGGGCGAGCCAUUCUACACAGUCAGCGAGAAGGUAUCCGCCGUGGGUCAUGCGAAGCCAGACGGAGGUCUUUCAGGGUCUGCCAUGGUUCAGUCGGACCCUAUCGAGGAUUACCGGUUAACCAGUGAAGGGAAGUGGCGUGCUAAAGAUCCCUCUGUCGCGAAGGCUCCUCGAGUGUUCUUUGUACAUGCUCACUAUCCCAAGUUCAACCCCGCAGAACACCUUUUUGGCAAUCAGUGGGAGACCGCUCCGACGCUGAAGCCGGACGGGAGCGAUGGGAGGGCAUGGCUUGUCGCCCAGAAAACAUUGGAACGCUUUGGUUUCGACGCUGAGAAACGCUACUGGGAGGAGAUCAAAUGGGUUAGCUGUGACUUGGAGCACGUCUUUGAAUCCUGGAAGGGCAAGUCGGGGAUCUGUGAUCGCGUGUCGGAAUACUGGCGCAAUGUGUUUGAGAGUCCGGAUGAAGAGACACCCGUUUUCACGCAAAUUUAGGGGCGGUGCAGUGAUAUAUGGAUCUCCGAUUAACAGCGCUGCGAUGAGAUACUACGUACGGUGGACUAAAUCUAGCUAACGGACAGAACUUCAGUUUAUCGCAUUUCUUACCGAAAUCUCACUGUUUUUAUAUUCAGCCACAGCUGCCAUGCAC
Molecule: messenger RNA, 1594 nt
Organism: Aspergillus caelatus
Lineage: Eukaryota; Fungi; Ascomycota; Eurotiomycetes; Eurotiales; Aspergillaceae
Product: alpha-mannosyltransferase
Exons: 1
Coding region: 397-1440 (347 amino acids)
Biological process (GO): mannan biosynthetic process
Cellular component (GO): Golgi apparatus
Molecular function (GO): alpha-1,2-mannosyltransferase activity
Source: RefSeq, a predicted model, not a curated record